AUGCCUAAGCCGCCCCAGAGACGCUACCAUGGCAAUAGUGAGAGUGAAAUUCCUCCUAAGUCUCUUCCCUUCUCUCGCUCGCAGAAGCGUUCGAUACCAGAGGCUGCCCCGCCGAAGAUGCCUGUUGAGAGUGCACCGCCCACGGAGGGAAAGAAACGAUCUCGCCUGGACGCGAUCAAAUCAAAGCUCAGUUUCAAGGAUCUUCACAAGGAAGCAGUCAACUGUGACAAGAGAGCUCCUCCACUGCCCCGCCCAUCAUCUUCCGAAAAGCAGGAUGUCGCCAAUAUCACGGCUUCCGGACCUUCUACCACACCUGCAGUGACUGCGACUACCCGCUUGCAGCACAGCACUGCAUCCAGCAGACUCCCAACGCUCUUGCCAGUUACUGGAACCAGAAAGAAUGUUGGUAGUAGUGAUAAAACGACUGUCGUCGAUCCAACCGCACGGCCCAAGUCCAAAAUCCCCACGUCUCCCUCAAAUCUUGAAGUCUCUGGUCCGGAGAAAUCACCGGUCAUCAGUAAAAUUUCCCCAGCUGACUAUCCAUCAACCGAAGAAUUGCCACCAAAGCUUAGAGAUCUCACUGGGGGCUCUGGCAGGGUCAAAUAUCUUCCAAGAUCCUGGGUUGAGAGCUCCCCACCCUCAACCCUUUCGCCAACCCCGGGGCUCAUACAUCCAGCUUAUCUUCCACGCUCUGAGGAGUCAUCAGCCCCAAAUACGCUGUCGCAAGUAACCCCAGGGAUUGAAACAUCGCUUGCAAGCCCGAAAUCACAAGAGACUGGGGAACUUAGUCCGUAUGCUGCUGAGGUCGCCAAAGUGGUCAAAGCCGUUCAGCGGCAGACAGAUAUGAAGAUCAGCAAGCUGAGUAUGAACGUCUCAGAGCUAUCGACCUGGAAACAAAAUCAGCUUGACCACAGAGCUGUGGAAGUUGAAGACAUCAAGCGUACAAAUGCCGAGCUUAUCUCCAGAGUGGCGGUGAUCUCGGAGGGAAUUCGGAAGUCGAGGCUAAGUGCAGAGCUCGAUCUCGCUAAGACAACCCAACGAGUGAAACAUCUGGAAGAGAGGCUAGCCAUGGCAGACAGAGAGGAUAUUGAACCACUCAAAAAGACUGUGAUGCAGCUUAUCGAGAAGACCGAUGCCAUGAGUGAUCGAUAUCGAGACAGUCCUGCCAAUCUUUCUAAGUUCAUGGACACUUGCGAGAAGAAGCUCACGAAGAUGGAAAACGAUAUUGCGCAGCUCCAAAAGGAACAAAUGAGGCUCUCUUCGCCCCCUACCAAAUUCAGUUCUUUCUCGAGCGAACGUAGCGGUCUCAGCUCUGAUUCACGUCAGGUUUCGAUAUCUCGACUGUCCCCACUCCCGCGUUCGAUGACUGGUGUUUUGCCAUCGCAUAAAAAUGCGAAGAGUCGUCCGCCCACAAAGAAGACAGGCUCGAUCUUUCCUCGCAGCUUAUCGUUCAAAGGUCGAAAGGAAGGUUCUCCGCCAAUAGCCAGCGCCCCAGGCAGCUUCAGUCAGCCCCGGAGCAGAGCCAGCAGCGCCGAAGAGCCUAAACGCCUCAAUCCCCUGGUUUCGGGUCGGCGUGACACUGACAGCAUUGGCUCAAGUCAUUCUGCAGGCAAGUUCUCCUGGAGAGCGCGAUUUUUGCGAGAUGAGCAGCGUGAUCAUAGCGAGCGUACCUACACGUCAUCCGUGCCUCUGCCACCAGAAAGCAACACGAGCUUCGAUACAGAACACAGUCUUUGGGCGCUUGGGGUCUCAUCCACGAGCGAGAGCCAGUCGCAAUACACGGAGGUGAGGAAUGAAUCCUUAACAGAACCAUCAAGCCCAAUUUAUGCUCCAGGUAUGGCUUCUCUGCCUAAUCUUCCUGACCUACCUGACCUGCCUGACCUGACAGAUCUGCCUGAUCUGCCUGAAACACCGUAUCCCUAUGCUGAGCGAACGAGAAGUAAUUCUGCGUCUUUCAUUCCUAGCCGAGAUCCUCCGCCGGUGCCCAAUCGCACAUACGGAGGGUCGUUUUCUUCCAGUUGGCACCCUACUGACUCCAACUUGCCCGAAACCAUUCAACAAAUCCCUUCGGCUGACCAAUCGACUGAGGAUCUACAUCAGCGACGGGUUCCCAAAGCGCAUGACAACAGGAAACAGGAUUAG
Penicillium oxalicum is the source of this 2142-nucleotide messenger RNA. RefSeq lists its product as uncharacterized. The transcript has a single exon. Bases 1 to 2142 code for a protein of 713 amino acids. NCBI's taxonomy places the organism in Eukaryota, Fungi, Ascomycota, Eurotiomycetes, Eurotiales, Aspergillaceae. The record is from RefSeq and is a predicted model, not a curated record.